This is a messenger RNA of Seriola dumerili (greater amberjack), 1440 nucleotides long. It is a transcript of the gene tmem196, whose product is annotated as transmembrane protein 196. The transcript is spliced from 5 exons. The record is from RefSeq and is a predicted model, not a curated record. Lineage: Eukaryota; Metazoa; Chordata; Actinopteri; Carangiformes; Carangidae. The coding region runs from base 274 to 822 and encodes 182 amino acids.
UUCAAGCGGAUGAACUUCACCGGAGCGCUCUCUUUACAAACAACAACCAGACGCAGAGACAGCAAUUUCUCAGCAAUUUGAAUACUUUGCUCACCUCUAACAUUUCCACACUACUUGGAUCUACUUGUUCGGACAGCCAUUAUUUUCCAGCCGGGCAUGAAGAAAUAGAGCCGCGCCGCCCUCGGCCCACCGGGAAGCGGACUCCUCUCUCUCACCCCCGGUCCGCCUCCUGCCGCCUCCUCCUGCUGGAGCUGGAGAGAUGCCCGGGGCAGGAUGUGCUCCAGCCGCAAGAUCCUGUGGAGCCUGCUCCUGCUGUCCUUGGUGGAGGUGGGCCUGGGUGUGGCGAGCAUCGUCCUGGGAGCCGUGGGCAUCAGCUGGGUCCGGGGCGAGCACAAGCCGCAGCAGGGCGAUGCGUCCCCGGUCUGGAGCGGACUCUGUUUUCUGGUCUGUGGGAUGUGUGGAGUGCUGUGUGCACGAAAGAGGACAGGUCUUAUUAUGAUCCUGUUUUCAGCGUGCUGUAUCUGUGGUCUGAUCGGUGGCAUCCUCAACUUCCAGUUUGUUCGGGCGCUGAACAAACGACCAGACUCGAUGCACUCGAUCCACCUGGCUGCCAUGACUCUGGCCUGUCUGGGGAUCUCAUCAUGUACGUUAUCUACGUGGCUGACCUGUCGCCUGGCCAGUUCUGAGCAGCAGAGGAUGUUCCUGGAGAGGGAACACUCGUUGCACCACUCACACGAGAUGACUGAGAAGGAGAUCCUGGACAACUCCAGUAACGGCAUUCCUCAAAUCUCCUACAAUGGACACAGUACAGCAUCACCAUGAUGAUGUAUCACCAAAGGCAAAUUGCACACACUGAAAUAGAAACCUUGGCAAUGAAUCGAAUGCUGUCAAAAGACAAAUGUAGCAUGUACUUCCUUCUACAUAUCCUGCGACAUACACAGUACACUAUACUCUGAGUGCAGGGUGUGAAUCCAAGUGUCUCGCCUUGGAGCCCUAUUGAGUGAGAAAGACAUUUUGACAGCAGAAGGGAGACGUUUGUGCGUCUGAAUAAUUAUGCAAACAUGGGUUCAAACCCCCUCUGUUCAACUGAAACCAAAGCCAGGAUGGUGGGCUGCCGUUUGGGUGACAAUUCAGGUGACAAACAUCUGCGUGACAUCAUCUGACCUUUAAGCUAAUGAGCAGGAAGGAUAGAUUUUAUCCAAUCAGAUGCCUCAAAGUGAUGAGCACAAAUCAAGCAUACAGCUGAUUCACUUGUGUGGAAGAGCUACUGCUAUUUCAGUCCCAAUGUCCUCAUGCUCUCUCUUUCUCUGUGUCUUGUUAUGGAAUGCAAAUGUUGAGAUAGCCUACAGUAAACUGUAUAUAUCAUCUGAUAAUGGAAUGCUUUGACAUGAAAAUACAGUGAUGCCUAAUGUACUGUAAUCUAUAUCCAUGCUUGUAUAU